AUGGCCCCCUUGUCCACCACCCUACUCCUAGGCUCCCUUGCCAGCCUGGUUGCAGGCCAUGGCUACCUCAAGAGCAUCACCGUCAACGGCGAGAACUACCUUGCGUGGCAGGUCGGCCAGGACGACUAUGUGACGCCGCCUCCGGUACGAUACGCCCGCAAGCUGGCUGACAACGGACCGGUCCCUGACUUUACUACCGCGAACAUCACAUGCGGUGCAGGGGGUAAUAUCCCCGCUGAAGGGGUUAUUGAGCUUGCGGCUGGCGAUACAGUAACGCUCAACUGGGACCAAUGGGGUAGCAGUCAUUCCGGGCCAGUCAUGAACUACCUCGCCCACUGCACCAACGACGACUGCAAGUCCUUCGCAGGCGACACCGGCGCAGUUUGGGUCAAGAUCGAACAGCUCGCCUACAACCCCGCGGGCAGCCCUCCUUGGGCGUCCGACCUGCUCCGCGAACAAGGCGCCAAGUGGAAGGUGAUCAUCCCGCCCACGCUUGCGCCGGGCGAGUACCUGCUGCGGCACGAGAUUUUGGGCCUGCACGUUGCGGGCACCAGGAUGGGCGCCCAGUUCUACCCGAGUUGUACCCAGAUCCGGGUUACGCAGGGUGGUAGUGCGGAAUUGCCGGAGGGGAUUGCGCUGCCGGGGGCUUAUGAUCCUGAUGAUGCGGGUAUCCUGACCGAGUUGUGGAGGAUUAAUCAAGGACAGAUCAACUAUACGGCUCCUGGGGGACCGGUCUGGAGCGAGGCCGCGCCGGACGCGAACAGAGAGGGACCAUGA
This is a messenger RNA of Dichotomopilus funicola, 777 nucleotides long. Its product is annotated as family 61 putative glycoside hydrolase. The record is from RefSeq and is a predicted model, not a curated record. Bases 1 to 777 code for a protein of 258 amino acids. Lineage: Eukaryota; Fungi; Ascomycota; Sordariomycetes; Sordariales; Chaetomiaceae. The transcript is spliced from 5 exons.